AUGGAUCCACAAAAUGGAAAACUUGUUUCAACACCAUUUGUUCUUCAACUUGGUGCAUUAGUUUAUUUUGGACGAAAUUCAACAUUUCGUUGUUGUGAUCCACAAUUUGUUCAUAAAACAACAAUGAAAAAAACAAAUUUAAUUCAAACAAAAACACAAUUAAAUGGAGAUAAAUCAUCAAUGCAUAGUUCUUUAUCAAGUUUACCAAGGACUAAUAUUAAAAAAUCCAAUCAAAUUGUCGAUCCUGGAACCAUGAUCGAUGUUCUACCGGGUUUAUUAGAAGUUCCAGCAGAAAGUAAGACAUAG
Rotaria sp. Silwood2 is the source of this 306-nucleotide messenger RNA. NCBI's taxonomy places the organism in Eukaryota, Metazoa, Rotifera, Eurotatoria, Philodinida, Philodinidae. The record is from the annotation of a GenBank genome assembly.